Anoplopoma fimbria (sablefish) is the source of this 1712-nucleotide messenger RNA. RefSeq names its product peroxiredoxin-like 2A. Lineage: Eukaryota; Metazoa; Chordata; Actinopteri; Perciformes; Anoplopomatidae. The transcript is spliced from 7 exons. The record is from RefSeq and is a predicted model, not a curated record.
CUUAAUCCCAGGAGAAUAACUAUUUCUUCGCAUUUCGGAAAUGGAGACAAUGAAAUCUUGAGGGUGUUUGUAGUCAGAGGGUUAGUCUUUCUCCACGGUCCCGAUGCUGGCUCUGUCCAGGUGUUCGACAGCUUUGAGGGGGAGACUGUCCCUGCGGUGCUCUGCCGUCUCUCUGGGGAGCACGACCAUGAGCAGCCAGCCCUCCACCGCAGCCAGGCCCCAGUAUCUAAGAACCCAGACUGCUCUGUUUCACCAAAGUGAAGCCAAAGCCAGUCCUGACCCAAACAAGCCCGCUUCAGUGUUGUCCUCUGUGUCCGGGCUGGAGGGGGGUCUGUUCGGGAUGGGGAUGUGGUCGUUGGGUCUGGGUGCUGUCGGAGCUGCGCUGGCCGGGAUCUUCCUGGCCAACACUGAUCUGUGUCUUCCUAAAGCUGCUCAGGCGUCACUGGAGAACCUUGAAGGGGCUGACCUGCGCUCCACCAUACAAGAUGACAACGUCAUCAAAGCAAAGAGCCUGUGGGAAAAGAACGGGGCUGUGGUCAUGGCCGUUCGACGACCUGGAUGAUUUUUGUGCAGAGAGGAGGCCUCUGAGCUGUCCUCUCUGCAGCCCCAGCUGGAAGAGCUUGGGGUCCCUCUGGUUGCUGUGGUGAAGGAAGACGUCGGCACAGAGAUACAGGACUUCAGACCGCACUUCGCUGGGGACAUCUACAUAGAUGAAAAGAAACUCUUCUACGGCCCGCUGCAGAGAAAGAUGGGGGGUCUGGGUUUCAUUCGCCUCGGGGUGUGGCAGAACUUCAUGCGGGCCUGGAGGUCAGGUUACCAGGGCAACAUGAACGGCGAGGGCUUCAUCCUGGGUGGAGUGUUUGUCAUCGGAGCAGAAGACCAGGGGAUUCUACUGGAACACCGCGAGAAGGAGUUUGGCAAUAAAGUCCAGAUUGCUGAUGUUUUAGAGGCUGUUAAGAAAAUUGUACCAGUGAAAUAAGUUGUUUUUUUCCUAAAACAAGUGUCAUUUGAAAUAGGUACACUGUAUUUAGAUCAAAACAUAACUGCAGUUUUGACUUGACACGCUGAGAUGCAGUCAAAGUCUGUCCAUCACUGAAAUAUUAUGACAAUUAUGUUCGUAUUGACUAAUAUCACAACAUACCUCUUUCUUUUGCACAUUAAUUUUCUGUUGGUUCGGUACAGAGCUAAUAUUAUUUCAGGGUUUGUCACUGAUUAUACCUCUGCGGACACCUAGAAGCCAGUGUUUUUGAGACGGGUAUUAAAAACAGGUAGUAAGGGACUUAAAUGCCAUUUAAUUUAAGGUAAUUUGAAGUCUGCCUUUUAGAAAAACACUUAAUUAAUCCAAAGGCUCGAUUACACAAUUGAUGAAUUAUUCUUUAAGCUGUCUUUUAGUGGUACAUUUGUAAUAACGUUCCUAUGUGUUGUCCUUGUUUGCCUCUCCUGGUCAGGCACCUGAAUGGGCCUCCAACAUGGCGGACCAGUGUGCGUGCAGUCUGUGUGUGUGAUAAUGACAACUUGAAUCCAAACUCAACAUUGAGAGGAGCAGGUUUGAUGCUCAAACACAUACAGGUUGAGCCGCUGUCGCCAUGUUAAGGAGCGUUGGUGCUGCCUGAAUGAAGCAUGUGUGUGCUUGUGUGGAAGAGAGAUUGUGUGCAUCUGUGCAUGUGAAUAAUAGCUUCAGAAAUUUGAAGUAAUAAAUAAAGAAGACCUCA